ACACCAUCCUGGCACCGUUGCACGAAACCGUGCGCACCAUGGGGCAAGCGCGACUCUGGGAGAGGCUCAGCCGGCAGGUGGAGAGCCGCUGGCUCAAGGUCGCCUUCUCAGUGGCGCAAGCUUUCUCCAGCAGCUCACCAGUGGACAGAGGCAUGGUCGAAGACCUGGGCAGUUCCUUGCGCGGGUUCCUUUGCGUCCUCUUUGGCGACAAGCACCCGGAGGAGUGCGGGCCUCUCGCCAGCCCACUGGAAGGCAUCAUCCGCAGCCUGAUCUCCAGCCAGACCUGGAGCAACCUCAGCUCCUUCCUGAGGAACAACCUGAAGGUGGACGUGCGCGGCGACCCCGUGGGCUUCCUGGAGGCCCUGUCACGAGCCGUGACGAGCAGCGGAGACCUGCAGCUGAUGUUCAACACCGUGACCCCCAUGCUGAGCGUCCUGGGCGUGCAGGGCAGCACCCUGCAGGCCGUGUCGUCGGCGGGGCGCUUCAUGCAAGCCGUGCUGGGCUACGACACUGCAGAGAUGGACAACCUGCGCAGCCUCCCGGGCAACCUCAUGGACCAGAUCGGCACGCGCCUUUACAGGCGCGUGGUGCAGAAGAUGGAGGAGGUGAACAGCUUCCUGCUGGAGGAAGCCGCUUCCACGCUGGGCAUGCAGCAUCAGCAGGAUCCUCGGCAGUUCUGCCAAGAAGCUGACUUAAGACAGCUGCUUCUCUGGGGUGUAAUGAAUAACAUCACCUGGGACCACCAAGGGAUGGGCUUCAGUCUCCAGGAUCUCCUUUCCUUGCUGCUCUUUGCCGCCUGCGAUGACGACGCACUUUCCGAGAGCCCGCAUCAGCACACACGCGACUCCCUCGCCAAGGGGCCCCGUUCUGCCUCCAAGUUCUUUGAAAACGACCAAGCACAGGGGCAGAAGACUGUGAAAAAGCAGUGCGGUAUAGAGCCACCUUACUCGGGCUCCAUGGCCCAGUCCGUUUACUGCAGCGUCUUCAGCACUGUCAUGAACGACGCAAACUUCGAGGAUGCCUUUGCAGCGUGUCGAAAUGUUUCCCGGAUGUCGGACAUGUCAGAAAACUUUGGCAUUGUGUACACGUGCGGCUGGGUCAGUUUGGUUCGUUUCAACGAGUCGAUUUGCAAUGGGGACGGUUUUUCGGAGGCCAGUACUAGUCCUGGUCAUUGGUUGCAAGCUCGCUGCAGUUACCUGCAGCGCGAAAAGGUACACGGAGGAACGGAAAGCGGCUUCAUAUGCGACAACAUCCUGUGGUUUGUGAAGCCGUUUGGAUUCAGUGUCUUAGACUUUUGCUUCGAUCAAAGCCCAGCACGUUUCAUCAGUGCCAUUUGCUCCUACCCUCAUCCCACGGAUUACAAUGUCUCUGUCCUGGUUAAAUACUGCAAUCAGGAAAGUAACGUCACAACAAAUUCCGGCAGUGAGUUUUUCGUGAAGGAACUAGAAGAGAUUACUUUGCACUGUCGGGACUUGAACGUCGUCGCAAAACGCAACUUCAGCUACAACGUCGUUGAAAUCUGCAACGUGUACAUGUGGUGGGCAGUACGAAAUGUUUUCUGUGCAAACAAUAGCCUCCUUGAUAACUUACAGACGGACCUUCCGUGGCUGCACGCAUUCUGCGGAAGCCCUCAAGCAGAAACCACCAUGGCCCACCUGGUGGCCAACAUGUCCACGGGAGAACUGUCGGCACAUUCUGACACCAUAAAGAAGUUUAUUUUAAGAGGUUUCAAUGAUACGACUGAGACACACUUCUCCGUACCCAAUUCUACCACCAUUGCAUCGACAAAUAUAACCCAAGGGGAGGAGGUUCUUGCCCGUGGCCUCGACUCACUUGCGUACAACGGCUCGGACACUUACCACGGUCCGGUAAGACGGAACCGUUUGCCAAGCGCGCGGCCCCGUAACGCGUCGGUCGGAAGCAAAAACGCGAGGGAGUCUCUCCCCGGGCAAGAUCCUUCGGUAAAAACGUGCGUGAGGCUGCCAUCGCUGCUCAAAAACUUGGUGUCCCUCGUCUGGAGCGACGGCACGGGCUUCGCCGCCGAGCCCGAGAUCACGACCGCCUGGCUGCGUCUCGCCACCGAGGACAUUGGGCAGCAGCUGGUGGAGGACAUCGACGAGGCCAUCUUCCUGCUCAGCCUGCUGAGCAGCAAUGCGUUCCAGGCGUACGCCAAGCCCACCGCCUCGCUCAGCAUCCUCCAGUCGAUCAGCGGCUUCCUGCACAGCGUUCCUCCCGACAAGGGCUACCAGCUGCUGUCCUGCUUUGGGGGUACUUUGUGGAAUUUAAUGUUUUACGCAGAAAACUCCUCGGAAAUUCUCUUCCUUUUGCAGGAGUACCUGCGCCUGCCCAGCCACGCGAUGGAGACGGUGCUCUUCUCCAGCGAUGAUGUCACCGUGCGAUACUUCCUGUCCGAGCUGCGCCAGGCUUGGCACGACCUCUCCGUGGAGGAACGCUCGGAGCACUUGCUGAAGCCCAUGGUCGGCUCACUACUGCGCCGAUUCCACAACCUCACAGAGGACAUCUUCCUGGAGAUGGUGCAGCUGCUGCCGUACCUGAGUCCCGCCGACAUCACCGCCUUGCCGGCCACACUGCUCGAGAGCCCCAGUGUCCUCACCGCGGCGCUGGCGUCGUGCCCGGCGCUGCGCAAGGAGCAGAGACAGGCGCUGGCGCGCCACGUCGCACGCCGGCCCGGCGGCGUGGCCGGCUGGUCCCCGCAGUUCCUCGAGUCACUCGCGCCGCUGCUCACCAGCCUCCCCAUCAGCUACUUCGUGCAGCUCACAGACCAGCAGGUGCUGUCGGUGGUGAGCCUGCUGGACAGCAGCUCGGCGGACACGGCGCACUGGCGGCACGUGAGCCACGUGGCUCUCAACGGCAACACCGGCAACCUCACGGAGAGAGACGUCCACAGGUUUGGCAGGGUGCUGUGUUACACAAACACAGAGGACCUGGCGCAGUUGAUGGGGAAUCAACCCGUCUUCCGGAGCGUCCUUCAAGCCCUGAUCUCCUGCAUAGAGAAGGGCGCCAUUGACAUUGACGGCAAGCUCGCGUUCUUCAUCGCCAAGAACCUCGGCGUCGCUGAGGCCUCAGAGCUGACGCAGGAUGACCUGGCAGAGAUGGCCUACCUCCUGCCGGCCCUGGGGUUGGCGUAUACGCAGCAGCUGCCCAGCCAGCUGGUGCAAGCCGGCGCUCGCCACAUCAACUCGAUCACCUACGCUCCGGCACAGGCUCGAGUGCUUGCUGAAAAAUUCAUUCACGAGAGACAACUGACGGCGCAGGUCGUGGGGCAGCUGGGCAGCCUGGUGUGUGGGCUGCCGCCAUCUAUGCUGCGCACUCUGCCCCCGGCGGCCCUCACCCAGGGCUGGCCGGCAGUGAGGCCCCACGCUGCCUGCCUGCGUGCCGCACAGAGGACGGCCAUCAUCUCAACAUUCAGGCGCUCCAAGAUUGACUGUCUGGAGUGGAUCGCGCGACUCGGCCCCCUGCUGUCUGAUCUGCCGUUGGUUGACCUGGACUUCCGCUACCCGGCGCAUGCUGCCAGCCUUCCGGCACUCGCCGACAUAAACUGGACUCCUCACCAGGCACAGUCCCUUUUCAGAAGGAUUCUCAAGGGGCACAGUGGAGAGCUGAAAAAGGAAUUUAUACUGUCUCUGGGGACGGUUUUUCAAGGUGUGGACUGUGAGACUUUGAUGGCAUUUUCCCAGGAUCCUGAGUUUCUGGGUUUGGUGCAUCACCUGUUGUUGGUGGCAGAGGUGGUCAGGACAUCUCUGUGCAAGUGCAUUGUGGCUUGGAUUGAAAACAAAUCUGAAAUAACCGUGGAAGAAAUCAUCUUGAUGGGACCUCAGCUUGUCAUGGAGUUGCCGAUGAAAACGCUUUCCUCAUUUCCCAGCAAAGCAUUCAAGAUGGCUGUGGACAUCAUCACCCAAAACCAAAUACACUUCCUCAAUCUGGAACCGUCCAAGCAGAGGCAGCUGACAAAAACAAUCUUGGAGCAGAUGCCACUGCCAGCCGCUGUGCAGAUUGGCGGUGAGUACCUCGACUCGCUGGGCUUCCUCGUGGGCUUCAUGGAGGAGGUAGUGUUGCGCAGGAUGUCUCGCCCGGAGCUGCUGUUGCGGUUGGGCGAGCUGCACGGGUACUGCCUCCCGGCCCCAACGCUUGACGCCCUGGGACUCAUCCUCACGCAGAACGAUGCCCUCGGGGGUGCUGACAUGUGGAGUCUGGCUACCGUGGAGCAGCUGGGGAGGUUGGUUCUUGCCCUGCCUCUGGAAGACAUCUACCAGCUGCCCAAGGAGGUGCUGAGCAUGGAGGUGGUGGAGUUCGUGCUGCGGGCGCAGUGGCGCUGGGAGGCGAGCGCCGUGGGAAGGGUGUGCACGCGUCGCCUCGGCGAGAGGGCCCGGCUGGGCCUGCUCAGCAAGGCUCGCGCUCUCGCCGAGCGGAGCUCCCACAUGGAGCACGGGCAGCGUGGAGCUCCGACGUGCGCCGACAUCAAGGCCACAUUCCCCGCGGUGUGGACCCCGGGCCAGCUGGUGCGGAUGUCUGGGAAGGAUUUCUACGACUGCCUGGAGACACUGGGGGCUGACGAAUACCUCUCGCCCGAGCAGCUGACGGCCAUAAUGCAGAGAGUGGGACAGCUGCAUGGCGGAGCAGCGCGGCUGCCCCCCACGAUGAUUCAGCAGCUGGGCCGCGCUGCGACGCGUCUCGCGCCGCGCGAGCUGCUUGAGCUGGACCUCACCGACCCGGCCGCCCUGGCCUCACUGGGUGCCCUCGAGGGAUGGGACCGCAAGCAGUUGGUGGCAGGUUUCCGGAGUUUCGUACAAAGGAGUGGGUCAUCGGUGGCGGAGAUGGACUCGACCGAUCUGGUGAUGCUGGGACACUUCAUCUGCGGCAUGACGCCGACCGACAUCUCGCGCAUCAACGCGCGGCAGUACAGUCGGGCAGCCCUGGCGAUCGGAAGGCUGAGCCUGCGCUGCACAGAGGCCCAGCUCAACUCCUUGGUCAAGGUGGCGAUGAGCUCCUCAGCCUUUGGCCUCCCAAGCAACUGGGGUCUGGAGGUCUUCACGGAGAUCGGGUCUGUUGCAGUAGGUCUCUCCGAUGUGGUCCUGUCAGCCUUGGUCAAAGAACAAAUCGAGGGCCUCACAUCGACCGCCAUUGCAAUUAUGCCUCCACGGAAAUUCGCUGUGGUGUUCGAGGUGAGCAGCCUGCAGCACUUCACGGCGGCGCAGGCGGAGGCGGUGACGGACGAGCAGCUGGAGCAGCUGUCGCCGCUGCAGCGGCACGCGCUGCUCAACGUGCGGCACCGCGGGGAGACGGUCCCCGACGGACGGGGUCGUUCAUCUGGUCGCCUUUUAAGGUCCCUAACUCCCAUGACUACCACACUGCUCGUGGCUUUGUGUUUAUACUAACUGGUGCUGGUGUUUACAGCUUGCAGCAAACAAGCAGCCUAAAUGCAAUCUUGACAAUGCCUGUGGUUGAUAU
Lethenteron reissneri (Far Eastern brook lamprey) is the source of this 5469-nucleotide messenger RNA. It is a transcript of the gene STRC, whose product is annotated as stereocilin. Gene Ontology annotation, biological process: cell-matrix adhesion. Gene Ontology annotation, cellular component: stereocilium tip; kinocilium; cell surface. The record is from RefSeq and is a predicted model, not a curated record. NCBI's taxonomy places the organism in Eukaryota, Metazoa, Chordata, Hyperoartia, Petromyzontiformes, Petromyzontidae.